Messenger RNA from Gongylonema pulchrum, 1059 nucleotides. The record is from the annotation of a GenBank genome assembly. Lineage: Eukaryota; Metazoa; Nematoda; Chromadorea; Rhabditida; Gongylonematidae.
AUGGAGACAUUCGAAUUUCUGAAUAUCUGUCAAGUUCAUGGAAUGCCACGAAUUUUGGGUGUUCUCAGUCAUCUUGAUGUUAUCAAAAAUAAAGCCAAAGUUAAGCAUACAAAAAAGCUGCUCAAACAUCGUUUCUGGACAGAAGUUUAUCAGGGUGCAAAAUUGUUUUACUUAUCCGGGCUGAUAAACGAACAGUAUCUGAGGAACGAAAUUAGAAAUCUGGCACGAUUUAUAUCCGUGACAAAAUUUCGACCGUUAAUUUGGCGAAUCACUCAUCCUUAUGUGUACUGUGAUCGCCUCGAGGACCUGACUGAUCCAGAAGUAAGGCUUAUUGUCAAUAAAAAGUCAUUCCCAGUUUGUAUGCUGUUUGUAAAAAUCAGAGACACUUGGGAAAUAAUCACUGCAAUACCUGAUCCAUGUCCACUGCCGUCGAAUGAAAAAGCAAAACGAUCAUUGAAUGAACGGGAACGAGUGAUUUAUGCGCCUUUUUCGGGUCUUGGUGGCAUUGUUUAUGAUAAGGAUGCCAUUUACAUUGAAACUGGUGGUUCCCAUUCUUACAAAAGGGCUCGCCGGCACGAACUUGUCGAGGCGUUGGAAACCGUAAAAGAGGGUAUCGAUGAAAAAAUGCAUAAAAGAGCAAUGAGAAUGGUGGCCAGCUCCAAAGUUUCUAUUGUCGAUAAUGGUGAAAGCACAAGCGAAUACGGCAGCUCUACUGAUGAGAGUGGCGAGGAUGAAGGUAACAGCAGUGAGGAAGAAGCGGAACUGGGUACUCUCGAGCAGAAGGAAAUUACCUCGAUGCAUGAAGAGAAGCAAAGGCCGGCGAACGAUUGGUCUGAGCUCUGCGCUCGUGUUGGUUCACUUUACAACGACAGCAGCAGCAGCGAGAAAUCUCGAUUGAAUUGGGCUAAGCUUGUUUAUUCUAGCUCUGCAACGCUAAACGGGAAGGCGGAGGAGCCACAAGAAAAGGAUGAAAUGCUUGGAGGCCUUUUUAAAGUUGCAGCUCGGAACAGGAAGACUGUCGACUGCAUGGUAAGUCUAAUAAAAUAUGGAUUAUUUUGA